AUGGAAGCAUUUCACGCCCGUAUUGCUUCGCACGCUCUGCUCUUCCCCAUAGUUCUUCUAGGCUCGUCAUCCAACGAUUCUAAUUCACCCUUUUCCGUAUGUGCACAACAUCGGCCGAAAGACUCUCGAGAUCUUAUGGUAUAUGCAUGUGAGAAGUUUCUACCAUACUCAGCCCAUUUUAAGACAGUUCAAAAUUUCUACCACCGACGACGUCUUCGAAGGAUAGCACCAUCGCCGCGAACGGCUGACGAGACCUUGCGGCUUUUCAUCUCAUCCGCAUUAUACCAUGGAUUUGAUCUUUUGAAGAAGUCACCACAAAGCCUUCUUGAGGUACGCGCUUACUUACCUUUCAUUCGGUUAAGCUAG
Messenger RNA from Ostertagia ostertagi, 366 nucleotides. NCBI's taxonomy places the organism in Eukaryota, Metazoa, Nematoda, Chromadorea, Rhabditida, Trichostrongylidae. The record is from the annotation of a GenBank genome assembly.